GUGGCCGGCCGGGACGCACGGACCAUGUUGGCGUGUCUGCAGCGGACCCAGAACCCGCCGGGCCAGCACCUCGCCUGUGCCACCAAGGGCCUGGAGCCGCGCAAGGGUAAGUGCGAGCCGGCGGCCUCCAUGCAUUCCCCGCGCUACCCCAGCCCCGCCGAGCUGGACGCCUACGCACAGAAGGUGGCUCACAGCCCGCUCACCAUCAAGAUCUUCCCCACCAACAUCAGGGUCCCACAGCACAAGCACCUUAACCGGACGGUCAACGGCUACGACACCACGGGCCAGCGCUACAGCCCCUACCCGCUGCACGCCAGCGGCUACCAGGGGCUGCUGGCCAUCGUCAGGGCCUCCGGCAAGAGCGUGGUGAAGAACUCGGAGGGCAAGCGGACUAAGCUCUCGCCCGCCCAGGUCGGCAUCGCUCCGUACCCGCCCGCAAGCACUUUAGCCCCGGGGCCGUCGUGCGCGGGGCAGCUGCUCUACCACGGCCCCAAGGCCAUGGAGGGCCCGGCGGCGCCCGGUGCCGCCUCGGCGCUGCCGCUGCCGUCGCGGGCGCUGCCGCUGCCGCAGCCCAACCUGCCCUCCAUCCAGAGCAUCAUCUACCAGCUGAACCAGCAGUGCCAGGCGCCGGGCGCGCAGCCGGGCUGCCCGGCCGGCGGCAGCCCCGCCAAGCACGGCGCCUUCGCCUACGCCGAGUGCCGCAAGGGAGCCGAGGCCAAGGCGGGCGCCUACGGCGGCGACGGCGCCGACUACCUGCUCUGGCAGCAGAAGCCGCCGCAGCCGCCGCCGCCACCGCCGCCGCACGCGCGCGGCUACAGCAAGUCCCCCGAGAGCUGCGCGGGCGCCGCGCGCGCCUACGGGCCGCCGGGCGCCGCCGACAAGCUGGGCUCGUCGCCCUUGAACUGCGUGCCGGGAGCCGUGGCGCCCGGGCCGUACGCGGCGCCGCCCUGGAACAGCGUCUUGGUGACCCCCACGAGCGACGGCUUCCAGGCGGCCGAGGCGGCGCCGGGCAAGACGCUGGGCAGCGCCGCGGCGCUCAGCAGCAGCCUCCAGUCCCUCGAGUAUCUCAUCAACGACAUCCGGCCGCCCUGCAUCAAGGAGCAGAUGCUGGGCAAGGGCUACGAGACCGUGUCUGUGCCAAGGCUCCUGGAUCACCAGCACGCGCACAUCCGCCUGCCCGUCUACAGAUAAGGAGGGCACGCGCCCGGGGAUGCCGGCGCCCGGGCCCGCCGGCUGCCCCCGGCGAGGAAUGCUUGUUUGUAUAGCUCAGAAAUCAUUUUAUUUCCACGAAUGUGAACAGGGAAUCGCUACC
Nothoprocta perdicaria is the source of this 1312-nucleotide messenger RNA. It is a transcript of the gene FAM222A, whose product is annotated as family with sequence similarity 222 member A. NCBI's taxonomy places the organism in Eukaryota, Metazoa, Chordata, Aves, Tinamiformes, Tinamidae. The record is from RefSeq and is a predicted model, not a curated record. Bases 25 to 1191 code for a protein of 388 amino acids. The transcript is spliced from 2 exons.